AUGGCACCGGAAGUGUUUGAAGGGAAAAAAUAUACCGAAAAGUGCGACGUCUAUAGUUGGGCCAUAAUAUUGUGGGAGGUGUUGGCCCGGCGUAUCCCAUUUGAUUGGCUGGAAAACGUGGAUUUGGUUAUAUUAUUGGCCGCCCAUAGGGGUAAACGUCCGCCCCUAUUGCACAACUGUCCCCAAGUCAUCGAAAAUAUAAUGACAAAGUGUUGGUCAAAGGAUCCUGCUGUCAGGCCGUCCAUGGCCGAGGUGGUGGACCUGAUUGGAAUGGUAGCCCAGGAAAUAAAUGAUGCUAAUGAUUACAGUACAAAUGGGUCUCUAUUUGAAUGUCAAUCGGAAACCUACUCCACUAUUAAACCAAAGAUUGCAUCCAAACCUACGGUUCCUGUCAAUUCCCUUAGUAACCCCAUGUACGACAGCGUGACUACGGAUGAGGUACUGGAUUAUAUUGUACCGGCUAAUGUGUCCCGGGUCAUUGACGACUCAGACACGCUAUACAAUUGCUCGCAGUUUUUACAGCCAAAUAAAUUUCGUCGUAAUGUAUCACAAGAGUCAACUCACGAAUCGGUAGACAAAUCGAUGGAUUUGUCGGACAGUCCUUCCCAUGUGGUUAAG
Oppiella nova is the source of this 618-nucleotide messenger RNA. Lineage: Eukaryota; Metazoa; Arthropoda; Arachnida; Sarcoptiformes; Oppiidae. The record is from the annotation of a GenBank genome assembly.